Messenger RNA from Leptosomus discolor (cuckoo roller), 1050 nucleotides. RefSeq names its product ring finger protein 26 (gene RNF26). Gene Ontology annotation, molecular function: ubiquitin protein ligase activity. Gene Ontology annotation, biological process: protein ubiquitination; ubiquitin-dependent protein catabolic process. The record is from RefSeq and is a predicted model, not a curated record. NCBI's taxonomy places the organism in Eukaryota, Metazoa, Chordata, Aves, Leptosomiformes, Leptosomidae.
CAGGCCCUGGCCAGGCAGGUCUGCGAGGGCCUGGCCAUCGGCACCAGCCUGCUGGCCUACCUCGUCAACAGCCUCGUCAACGUGUGCCUCAUCGGCACGCAGAACCUCUUCACCCUGGUCGCGGCCCUGUGGGACUCGGUCGCUGGCCCCUUCCUCAGAGUCACGGACCUGCUGGCUGCGUUCCUCGCGCACGUCUCUAGCGGUGCCAUCGCUGUGUCCAUCCUGCUGUGGUCGCCCUGCCAGCUGGCCUUUGAGGUCCUGGCCUCCGUCGCCGAGCUCUUCAUCAGCAUCUUCUUCGUGAAUAUUUACGGCCUGGGCUUGCUCCUCCUCAUUAUUGUUGUCAGCGCCUUCGUCUUCAACCCCGGGCUGCUGUGGACACUGACAGGCUACGUGCUGGGCUACUUCAACACGCUGCCUUCCUACCACCGCCUGCAGCGGGAUGUGUGGCGGCUCUAUCAGGUGGCAGUCUUGACGCUGGGUAUGGCCAUGACCUCCCAGGCCUGGCGCAGGUUGGUGGACUGGAGCCUGCAGGUGACCAACUGGAGCCGAGGAGGCAGAACGGUGAAUCGGGAAAGCAACCAGCGAGGGGCAGCUGCGCCCGCCCUGAGACCUGCAGCCCCCGGCAGGCUCAUGCUGGCAGGGGUCGGCCAACUGCCAGCCGAGGACGAGGACCGGCUGGAUGCGGAGCAGGUACCACAAGCACGUCCCGCUCUGAGUCGAAGUGCUGUGGCAGGACAGCGUCUCCAGCCACCCAGGGAAGAACCAAGCACCUCCUGGGGGAAAGGUCUGAGGCGGCGGCAGCUGAAUGCAGCAGCUGAGGAUGGUGAGGGCACGCUGGAUAAUGACCCCUGGAUGCUCCUGAAAGAACAAGAGGAACGUAAGAAAUGUGUCAUCUGUCAAGACCAAACUAAGACAGUCCUGCUUCUGCCCUGCAGGCACCUGUGCCUGUGUCAGGAGUGCACAGAAGUCCUCCUGCAGCAGGCCAUCUACCAGCGCAACUGCCCGCUGUGCCGCCAGAUGAUCCUCCAGACACUCAAUGUGUACUUGUGA